Chinchilla lanigera (long-tailed chinchilla) is the source of this 2810-nucleotide messenger RNA. It is a transcript of the gene Bean1, whose product is annotated as brain expressed, associated with NEDD4, 1. The transcript is spliced from 5 exons. NCBI's taxonomy places the organism in Eukaryota, Metazoa, Chordata, Mammalia, Rodentia, Chinchillidae. The record is from RefSeq and is a predicted model, not a curated record. The coding region runs from base 1 to 984 and encodes 327 amino acids.
AUGUCCAGCUCCUUUGCCUUAGAGACUCCAACAAGCUCCACCCAAGCAACAGGUCUGACAGCACCAGCAAAUGGCUUUUCUGAGGUCAUGAUGAAAUCCUCAAAUGGGGGAGGCAAGGAGGAGGUAGAUAUGGAGGGGCCUUCCCGGCGAGAAAUCAGAGCUGUGCCCGUGGGCAGGCUGGCUCCGCUCUUCUGCUCCAAGGAUUACAUGUCCUUCAAACGCCCUUGCCCCUUAGCACGAUACAACCGCACCAGCUACUUCUACCCCACAUUCUCAGAGAGCUCGGAGCACAGUCACCUGCUCGUGUCUCCCGUGCUGGUGGCAAGUGCUGUCAUAGGUGUGGUCAUCAUCCUCUCCUGCAUCACCAUCAUCGUGGGCAGCAUCCGCAGGGACAGGCAGGCCCGGCUCCAGCGCCACCACCACCGUCACCACCGGCGCCAUCAUCACCACCACCGCCGGCGACGCCGACACCGAGAGUACGAGCACAGCCACGUGUCCGACGGGCACACGUACAGCCGCUCCAGCCACAGGAUGCGCUCGGCCUGCAGCCCCACGGAGGACUGGCCCCCACCCUUGGACGUCAGCUCUGACGGGGAUGUGGACGCCACGGUACUCAGGGAGCUGUACCCCGAUUCUCCACCAGGCUACGAGGAGUGUGUGGGGCCAGGGGCCACUCAGCUGUACGUCCCCACGGAUGCACCCCCUCCCUACUCACUCACCGACUCCUGCCCCACUCUGAAUGGCGUCCUCGACUUGGGCAGUGGCCCCAGCCCCAGCGCACACCAGCAGGAGCAGAGGACCGGGGCCCAGAGUGGCCUCCGCACCGUCUCCAUGGACACGCUGCCCACUUAUGAGGCCGUGUGUGGAGCUGGCUCGCCGUUGGGCCUCCUGCCGCUGCCAGGACCAGAACCAGGGCCAAGGAACUCACAGGGCUCAGCCACCCCUACCCGGGCCCCAGCCUCAAGCCCUGCGAGGAUUGUGUGAGUGAUCCAACCCACCGGUCCUGUUGGUCCCUCCAGGCUGAGCCACAUCCUUCAGGCACACUCGGGCACACACACACACACACACACACACACACACAGGCACACACAACUCAUGCAUACACAUUUACAUGACCACACACACAGACACACACCCCAUGUGCACACGCAGACAUAGACGUGGCCCAUGUGAGUGCGGACAUGUGCAUACACAGGCCCCCACACCCACACAAAACCUACCUGCAAAGGUUUCAUUAAAAAUGAAGGUCUCCUGGCCUCCCGCCCCCUCCUCCCCGACCUGCUGGUUGUGCCUCUGUGGACAGUGCUGGGCAGAAGGGUGAAGCAGAAACCAGGCUUUCUCUGCCUUCUCCCCCGGCCUCACCUGGAAGACAGCGCAAAUUCUGAUUCUGCCUCCAGAAACUGCUUGAGCACCCCGGGUCAGCUGCCUGCCCCGGCCCCUACCCAGGGCUUGUCCUCCUGGAAGGUGGGGCAGGCCCCAGCGAGGUCCUGCUGUGUGCUGUGCCUCUCUCUCAGCUGCAGGGCAGAAGAGCCCCAACAUUACCACCCUGCCACUUACAGGGUGGGGACACAGGUCUGGGGGCACAGGGACCUGGGGUGGGGACAGCCCACCAGGCCCCUCCCUAACCCAGCACCCUCAGGCUGGUGGUGCUAGCGGAGCUAUAGCAGAAGCCCACCCCAAGCUGCAGGGGGUGGUCGGGGCCCUGGGUGGGCGUGUGGUGGAAGAGACGGGUUACAGUGGUCCGCACGUGGUCUGAGCCCUGCCCAGAGCAGUCUUCAGGGAAGAUAAGGCCAGCGCCGUUGCCCAGGUAGCCUCACCAAAGUGCUGUGGGCAUCACUCUGAGGCAGAUGAGGGCCCCUGGCAGAGUGUAUACUCAGCCAGCCACAGUGGCCUGAGCUCACAGGGACUAGAGCCACACCUCAGGCGCUGUCAACCUGCGUGACCGCUACAGCUGGGGACGGUGAGUCAGCGCAUUCUGGCCUUGACCCUCCAGGGUGUUCGCAGAGAGAAACUAAAGGGGGUAUGAGCGCCAUAAACACCAUCAUGCCACUACCAGAGGACCAGUGCCUCAGCUGUGCCGCCAGGGUCCUCCCACAGCAAGGGGUGUGUGGUCAGCCUGGUUGGAGAAAGGCUCAGAGCUUGGCCUGUGAACUCCGGCAGUCCCCAUCAGAGGCCAUGUAGGGAAGAGCGUGAUUCCUGAAGACCCAGGCCGCCAGGGGUGACAGCCAAGCAUCUCUGAAGAGUGUCCCUGCCAGCGGGGAGCAGGUAGCCCUGGCUCCCUCCCAUUCCCCCUUUGUCACUCCCUACACACGUUUCGUUUCCUCCAAUGAAGGGCUAAGACAAUUCAGUAAUCCCUUUCUUAGCAGAAGGGUGGUAAGAAUGGUGAUCUUGAAUUUUAUUUUCUGUAGAAAUAGCAUUUCUUCUGGUGCAGAGCUGAAAGGAAUCCACCCAGAGGGUCUGUCUGUAGCGUCCUGCCUAUUGCAACGUGGAGUCCCAGACUCCAGCUGGGGGAGGGACAUUGUUUACAAGCAGUUCUGUCCACCUUUGUGGUGUACUGUUUUCUAGGCAAAAACAUCUGUCUGUUGUACUGUAUAGCCUUUAAAAUGCACCCCAGGGAUGAGACUCUUUCAGGAAAUGCAUCCUGCAUCUGCGAUUUGAGCGCGGGGAGAAGAUAAAAAUCCCUGCCUACUCAUCAGUGUUUGAGGGAUGGAGCUGAGCAGCUUUUCUUGUUCCUGGACCAGGCGCUGAAUAAGCAACAAUGUAUCUUUUCUGUGUUCAAAAUAAAUAUAUCAAUAAAAAUGUAGCAAGAA